Molecule: messenger RNA, 5967 nt
Organism: Perca fluviatilis (European perch)
Lineage: Eukaryota; Metazoa; Chordata; Actinopteri; Perciformes; Percidae
Gene: pcdh19
Product: protocadherin 19
Exons: 5
Coding region: 1126-4422 (1098 amino acids)
Biological process (GO): homophilic cell-cell adhesion
Cellular component (GO): plasma membrane
Molecular function (GO): calcium ion binding
Source: RefSeq, a predicted model, not a curated record
CGGAGCUGCGCGGCCGCCAGUGUGCACCAGUGAAGCGAGAGGAGCGCUUGUUGGAGUCAACUAGACAGCCUACUGGCAACGAGUGGUGAUUUCUUUCUUUUUUCUGCCUCAACCAGGGUGGAUAUAGGCUACACUGCUUCUACUUUGCUGCAGCCCAACAUGAAAUGCUUUUUGUACAUAUAGGCUCUUGCAUCGGUUCCUCCCCACUUCCUUUUGGCUACAUUUACAACGGAUUUUUGUUGUUGUUGCAUGGACUAAUUAUCGGGAUAUCUGCUGCCUUUUCCAAGUGAGAUACGAGGAAAUGAAUUAGUAAGUAAAAGCUUCAAGACUUCGGACAGAAUGAAAGACUACAUCUGCUGGAAAUAAUAAUAAUAAAAAAAAAGGUAAUCGGGACUUCAGUGAUGUGAUGAGACAUUCCUGCAAUCGCACCCCUGUUCUUUAGGCAAAGAUAUCGGGACUUAAGCUGUUGAAUAAUUUUGUGACUGCAGAUCAUUUUAGCUUUUUUUUUUUUUGAUCAGAUGUGCAGUUUGAAAGCAUAUAGCCGAAGAGGAAAUUGUAUCACUGCUUGUAAUAUCACCCACAGAGCAAGAUGUUUAUCCAAAAUGCGACUUAAAUAUUUGCUGGCAUCAAAGCGGAGAAUUUAACACGGACUUUUUGAACCCCAUUACUUCAUCUGCACGGAAGAUUUAAAAAUUGUGUGGACCUAAGUAUUUUUCCUCCUUUCAGGCCACUUGAAAAUGGACAGUUCAUCAUAUGAGUCAUAUGUAAGACCAGUUUGCCGCUUGAGAAGAGCUGCACGGAUUUACACGGUUAAAUCACUGUUGUGAGAAUAUUGAGCAUGUUUUCACAGAUCUGUCGUACCCAAUGUUUCGCCCGCUGCAGUAGACCGGAGGAUGUGCUCUGCCUGAGAAGAGUAAAAUAGGCUAAGGCACUUGUUACAAUUAUAGCUUUCACACAAUGAUAUAAUUUACAUACAUAAGAGCUAGGCUAUUCGUCACCCAAACACUUUACUGGACAUUUGAAUGAGAUGAUUAAUUUGGAACAGUUUUCCUGUUUUUUUCUGACGUGCAUUCUUGUGCGUAAAUAUCAAGGUCCUUAUUAGGCAGUGAAAACUCAACAGGUACAAUGCAAACCAAGGAGAUGGAAUUAAUACAAGUAAUUGCUUUCUUCCUCUUAUUCUGGGUCGGGGCUGAGGCUGUAAUCAACCUAAAGUAUGGAAUAAACGAGGAGAUGAAGCCCGGGUCAGUAAUUGGAAACGUGACAAAGGACGCACUAAAGCAAGGAUUUGAGAUUUCACUGCAGCCCCCAUACUUAAAGGUUAUUUCUAAUUCAGAGCCACGAUGGGUGGAACUCAGUCCAGCCGGAAUCCUUACAACCCAAAUGAAAAUAGAUCGGGACGUAGUUUGUCGACAGAACCCAAAGUGCAUUAUUUCCCUAGAAGUGAUGUCAGACUCUAUGGAGAUCUGUGUCAUCAAAGUUGAAAUUGAGGAUUUAAACGAUAACGCACCUAGAUUCCCAACGAGCCACAUUGACAUUGAAAUUUCUGAGAAUGCCUCCCCUGGUACCAGGUUUCCCCUAGAGGGGGCAAGCGAUCCGGACUCGGGGAUCUUUGGAGUGCAAUCAUAUUCCAUCACCCCAAAUGAGCUUUUCGGACUAGAAAUAAAGACCAGAGGGGAUGGGACCAAAAUUGCUGAGCUUGUUGUGCAAAAGUCGUUAGACAGGGAGACCCAGUCCCACUAUACAUAUGAAAUCAGCGCAGAAGAUGGAGGAGACCCUCCUAAGAUAGGCGCGGUCCAGUUAAAUAUCAAGGUAAUUGAUUCUAAUGACAACAACCCCGUUUUUGACGAGCCAGUGUAUACUGUUAAUGUGAUGGAGAAUUCCCCCAUCAAUACAUUAGUGGUAGACUUGAAUGCAACGGAUCCCGACGAGGGCACUAACGGAGAGAUUGUGUACUCGUUCAACAGUUACGUCACCGAGAAAACGAGGGAUACGUUUAAAAUUGACCCCAGAACUGGGAUCAUCACUGUCAACGGUGUUUUGGAUUAUGAAACGGCGCAAAUAUAUGAAAUCGACGUCCAGGCCAAAGAUUUAGGUCCCAACUCUAUCCCAGCUCACUGCAAAGUCACAGUGAAUGUGAUGGACACGAACGAUAACCCACCUGUCAUCAGUAUACUCUCACUGAACACAGAGAUGGUCGAAGUUAGUGAAAACGCGCAGCGUGGAUAUGUCAUAGCGCUAGUGAGGGUGUCAGAUAAGGAUUCUGGGGCAAACGGCAAAGUGCAGUGCAGGCUGCAGGGCAAUGUUCCUUUCAGACUUCAAGAAUACGAGAGCUUCUCCACUAUACUUGUUGAUGGCAGGCUGGACAGAGAGCAAAAGGACACAUACAACCUGACUAUCCAAGCGGAGGACAGUGGCAUGCCUCCUUUACGCGCCACAAAGUCUUUGGUAAUCAAAGUCACAGAUGAAAAUGACAACCCUCCCCACUUCCUUAAACCACACUAUCAAGAGAUGGUGAUGGAAAACAACCUUCCUGGUUCAUGUCUGCUAGCAGUGUCAGCAGAAGACCCGGACCUGGGGAUGAAUGGCACAGUUUCCUACUCCAUAGUCCCCGGUGAGAUUAAGCACAUGGAUGUAAACACAUAUGUCAGCAUAAACCCAUCAGGCCGCAUUUACUCCAUGAGAUCAUUCGACCAUGAAUACACCAGGACUUUUGAUUUCAAAGUGUUGGCCAGAGACAAUGGUAAUCCCUCUCUGUCGAGUAACGCCACGGUGCGUAUUGUUGUCUUGGAUGUCAACGAUAACACACCUGUUAUGACAAACCCUCCACUAGUUAAUGGCACAGCGGAGGUUUCCAUCCCAAGAAACGCUGGGGUGGGUUACAUGGUGACCCAAGUCAAAGCAGACGACUAUGAUGAGGGGGAGAACGGGCGGCUGGCCUACACCAUCUCAGAGGGGGACAGGGCUUUCUUUGAAAUCGACCAGGUGAACGGAGAGGUGCGCUCCACCAGGAUGUUUGGAGAAAACGCCAAAUCCACCUACGAGAUCACAGUGGUGGCGAGGGACCACGGCAAGCCCUCCCUGUCCGCCUCGGCCUACAUCGUGGUGUACCUGUCUCCAGACCUGAACGCACAGGAGUCUAUUGGACCUGUCAACCUGUCCCUCAUCUUCAUCAUCGCUCUGGGCUCUAUCGCAGCCAUCCUGUUUGUCACUAUGAUAUUUGUGGCGAUCAAGUGCAAGAGGGAUAACAAGGAGAUCCGGACGUACAACUGCAGUUUCUUCUACUUGCGCAGGGUGGCGGAGUACUCAUAUGGCAACCAGAAGAAGUCCAGCAAGAAGAAGAAGCUGAGCAAGAACGACAUCCGCCUGGUGCCACGUGACGUCGAGGAGACAGACAAGAUGAAUGUGGUGAGUUGCUCGUCUCUCACCUCCUCGCUCAACUACUUCGACUACCACCAGCAGAGCCUGCCGCUGGGCUGCAGGCGCUCCGAGAGCACCUUCCUCAACGUGGAGAACCAGAACUCACGCAAUGCAGCUCCCAACCAUGGCUAUCAGCACCCGUUCACUGGGCAGGGCCACCAGCAGCCAGACCUCAUCAUCAACGGCAUGCCACUGCCAGAGACGGAGAAUUAUUCCAUUGACUCCAGUUACGUGAACAGCAGAGCCCACCUCAUUAAAAGGCCCCCAUGUAGCACGUCGACAUUCAAGGACCUGGAGGGGAACAGUCUGAAGGACAGUGGCCACGAGGAGAGCGACCAGACCGACAGUGAACAUGAUGUCCAGAGAGGACACUAUGUUGACACGGCUGUCAAUGACGUGCUGAACAUGACUGUCCCCCCCAAUGUUUGCCAGCUGCCAGACCAAGAUCCCAGCGAAGGCUUUCACUGCCAGGACGAGUGUCGCAUCCUAGGCCACUCUGACCGCUGUUGGAUGCCUCGUGUCCCAAUCCCGGCUCGUGCCAAGUCACCCGAGCACGGCCGUAACGUCAUCGCUUUGUCUAUCGAGGCCACCACAGUGGACGUGCCCCACUACGAGAAUGGCACCACCAAGAGGACUUUUGCCACCUUCGGCAAGGAUGGGCCUGAGGACGUGGAACGGGGAGAGUUUAAGGGAAAGCGGACUCAGGAGUCUCAGGUGUGUAGCCCCAAGGCCAAUGGAGGGGCUGUCCGUGAAGCUGGCAAUGGGCGCGAGGCAGCCAGCCCCAUCACUUCCCCUGUUCACCUGAAGAGCCCAGUGUCCAAGCCGUCGUCUGCCUACAACACGCUGAAAGGCCGCGAUGCAGAGCGAAUCGCCAACCACAGCCUGCUGCGGCAGCCGGAGGGGAAGGACAGUGAGCCAGCUGUCAGGGAGAUCAACACGCUUCUCCACGAUGGCCGAGACAAGGAAUCCCCCAGCAGCAAGCGCCUGAAGGACAUUGUGCUUUAGCGAGCUUCUGUAUGACACACACCAACAUUCAUAAAACACGCCGUGUAAACUCACAUAUAUGUACCCCGCAAUAGCUGUGUGUACAGGAGAAGAAAGUCAGGCUGUGGGAGUAUAGAGACACACCCAUUUGCAGUAUACAAUAUUGAAGAGCCAGCUCGUGCUGAGGAUGAUGAACUGUAGUAUGCUGCAGCUAGUUGUGUGCUUAAGCCGAGGUAGUGGAUGUGGCUUUGUUGUAGUCGCAGUACUUUUUCCUUGUUUGCGUUUUGUUCCGUUUUCUUCCUAUCCGUCUUCAAGGAGUGGACAGGCAGGUUACUGUUGACUGCAUGGACAAUGGCCAGUGGACCUCUCCAGCGCUUGCGCCGAAGCAGGACACUGCGUGUUUGGACACCUGAGGUGCCAAUUCAUAAGUACAUUUAUGCCUUUUGAACUACUUUUGUAUCACAAACUGAUAUUUGCCUUCUUUGGUUUUGCAGUUUUGUUCUAGCUGCCAAAAUCGCUCUUUGUUCCUUUGUAUAGUGAGCUCCAUCAACGUUAUAAACGACAUACACAGGACUCAGUCUCAAAAUAUUCUCAAUUUACUCCUUCAACAGUUUUCAGUGCAUUCAGGGGAAGGAAAGAGAGGCCUCCCAGUCUCAUUUGCCUCUUCCCCUGACUAAAAAGAGAAACUUUAUCUGCGUAUCCCUGAGGACAUCCCAGUGUCAUCAGACUGUGAGGUCUUUACAGUAUUUAUAUUUUAUCAAGGAUGGAGCUAAAUGAACUCUCGCUAUCUGCCCAGCCGCUCUGAACACUGAAAGUGGGACAGACAUCCUUGUGUUCAGAUUGAGUUGUAUGAGAAAAAAAAAAAAAAGACUUACUGCUUUUAAAAUCUCCUGUGCCCAACCUUGAUUGUAGCCAGAGGAGCACAAAUUAGAACUUUGUGCUCUGGUCUUGUACUUUUUUUGACUUUUGACUAUGGGGCUAGGAUAGAAGGGAUCGUCACUCAUGUCUUGCUAUGUGAAACUCUCUAUAGGGUUUACUAUUACCAUUUUUAAUAACCUGUUGUUAUGUGACAAUCCCUUUAAUGUUUUGUUUCAAGAGAAAAAAACAAAUAAACAUUGGUGUUCAACUGAAGCUACAGUAGCGUUUGUUACACAAACACAAAAAUAAAAAAAAACAUAUAUGCCAAAAUAUAUUUUAUAAAUAAUUUAAAAAAUGUAUAAUGAGAAUAUUUAAUGCUGUGUAGUUAUUUUAUGAGUAAGUUAUACUUGAAAUUAACUUGCUUUUGUUCAUUUGUCUUUUGCUUUUAUAUUGAAUCGGAUUUGUUUUUUAUUUUCAAAAUGAACUUGGAUUAUUUUUUGUUUACUGUGUGACCCCUGGCAACUGUUGCAGUCUACCUUGUUGUAAAGAGUUUCUUAUUGGUCAGUUCUUGUGCCAUCAAGUUUCUGUGUGGGCUACUAGAAAAUGUAAAAAGACAAAAAAAUAAAAAAAUUACAAAAAAAUAAGCGAUAUCAGCACCAACAUUAGUGUGUCAGUUCAAUGAGCUUAGAGUGAGAUAGCAAAAGAAAC